UAAUAAACGAGUAAUUAUUACUAACUAGUUUCAUUGCGUAUAAAAUACGUAUAAGGGCAAGUGUCGUAAUUCUACGGUUCUUAUAAGGGUGAUCCUGUAAAUGAGCAUACUCCACCGUUGCACGGCCGGGUGUCGACGACGCAUAAUUGCCUUUCUCUUCUCCGUUAGCUACUUUCCCAACUUCCGCAAUCGCGCGAGUUGGCCACCGCGUGAGAGACAGAAGAUCGGAGUUACGGCACCGCCUAGUUUCCCCACGAAAUUCUUCAUCUGCUUUGCGAAGCUCCAAGAGCAGGUCCAGCACCCAAUCAGCGCGGCGGCUUGCCCGAAGCUGUUACUGGAAAGGAUUCAAUUAGGGUUUUUUUUCAUGAUCGGAUUCUUCUGCAAUACUCCCGGCUCACUCCAGUUAAGCAGACGGACGAGCUUUCGUUGCCCUAGUUUGUUCCUCUUGCUCCGAAGUUAAAUAAUCGGAGAGAUGGAUUUCGAUGCUCACGGCGGCAAUAAAGGCGUCUUCCACCGGCUAAGCGCCGGCGGAGGAGGACCGCGGGGGAACCACAACGAUUCCAACAAGAACCAGAGAGUCUGCUUUCAUUGGCGGGCGGGCAAGUGCAACCGCUUCCCCUGCCCAUUCCUCCACCGGGAAUUGCCCCCGCCGAACUCCGCUGCCACUGCUUCUAACGGCAGCCAUCCGGCCAAGCGCGGGUUCUCUACCGAUUCCGGGUUUUCGGGACCUCCCCCAACUCGGAGGGCCCCGAACUUCAAUAGUUCGUCGACUUGGGGGCGGACUGGGAAUAAUAGAGUGGUCAAGAAGACGGAUAAACUGUGUAAUUAUUGGAUACAAGGGAGCUGUACUUUCGGGGAGGGCUGCAGAUAUUUACAUAGUUGGAGUUUAGGCGAUAGUUUCUCUUUGUUGACGCAACUUGAAGGAGGGCAUCAAAAGGUUGUCAGUGGGAUUGCUUUGCCAUCUGGGUCUGAUAAGCUUUACACGGGGAGCCAAGAUGAAACUGUCAGGCUUUGGGAUUGCCAAUCCGGCCAGUGCAUGGGAGUUAUUAAUCUGGGUGGUGAAGUGGGUUGUAUGAUCACAGAAGGUCCAUGGAUAUUUGUCGGUAUCCCGAAUCUUGUGAAGGCAUGGAACUUACAGACCAACGCUGACUUAAGUCUUAGCGGGCCAGUUGGACAAGUUUAUGCUAUGGUUGUGGGUAGUGACUUGCUAUUUGCUGGCACCCAGUGCAGGAUUCAGCAAUCUUGGCGUGGAGAUACAAUGCAGCCACAAGCAUCUUUGAGCCUGCUGCAUCACUUAAGGGUCAUUCCUUAGCUGUUGUCUCAUUAGUUGUUGGAGCUAACAGACUGUUCUCUGGUUCUAUGGAUAAUUCUAUAAAGGUCUGGAACCUUGAAAAUUUGCAGUGCGUACAAACCUUGACAGGGCAUACUUCAGUGGUCAUGUCUGUUCUUUGCUGGGAUCAGUUUCUUUUAUCAAGUUCAUUAGAUAAGACAAUCAAGGUCUGGGCCGCCACAGAAAGAGGGGAUCUGGAAGUAACGUUCACACAUCAAGAAGAACAUGGACUCCUUAAGCUAUGUGGAAUGCAUGAUUUGGAAGGCAAGCCAUUGUUGUUAUGCUCUUGUAAUGACAACUCAGUCCGGAUAUAUGACUUGCCAUCGUUUUCGGAGAGGGGCAAAAUUUUCUCCAAGCAGGAGAUUCGAGCAAUUCAGGCAGGUCCUGGUGGCCUCUUCUUCACCGGGGAUGGAACCGGCCAAGUGAGAGUGUGGAAUUGUAAAGCUGAACAACAACCUACUGCGGCGACUUGAUGAAGAAUCAGCCUUAUGUGUUCUCCAGUGUCAUCGUAUAUUAUUCUUCAUCACUUGAGCUUAUUUUUUUCCACCUUUUUUGGUAAUAAUGAGUAGUAGAAGAAAGUGGAUUGUAGAAACAUCAUUUUUCUUAUAUCUUUUUGGUAUUCUUAGUAGAGCAUUACACAGCCAUGAUAGUCAUUGUUGAGUGAGGCUUUUCUGUAACGAUGAAGAUGAAAGAAAGAACAAAGAAGAAGAACGGUUGAAUCCAUAUGUAGUUUAGCCACUUUUUAACUUUUCUUUCUGGUUGACUCAAUUUGUACGAAUAAGCUGAAUGAAGGGUUGAUUUGAUUUCUCGAGAACUUCAAUUGAUACAAGGAAGAAGAGGCAGAAUGGGGAACUGAUAAGCGGUAAAAUAUUCUCAUGCUCGUACUUCGAAAUAUAUGAACCCG
Linum tenue is the source of this 2234-nucleotide messenger RNA. NCBI's taxonomy places the organism in Eukaryota, Viridiplantae, Streptophyta, Magnoliopsida, Malpighiales, Linaceae. The record is from the annotation of a GenBank genome assembly.